This is a messenger RNA of Scleropages formosus (Asian bonytongue), 2286 nucleotides long. It is a transcript of the gene cfdp1, whose product is annotated as craniofacial development protein 1. The record is from RefSeq and is a predicted model, not a curated record. Lineage: Eukaryota; Metazoa; Chordata; Actinopteri; Osteoglossiformes; Osteoglossidae. Gene Ontology annotation, cellular component: Swr1 complex. Bases 100 to 1038 code for a protein of 312 amino acids. The transcript is spliced from 7 exons.
AUCGCCUUGGUGCGAAAUCUUUCUAGUCCGAAUCUUUGUUGGGUCUUUCCACGCUUUUUUGUAAUUAAUAUUAUUUUUAUUAGGAAUUUAUUCUGCAGGAUGAAUUACUCAGACUAUGAUUCCGAAAACUACUCUUCAGAUGAAGACGCAGAUUAUGUACCAUCUGAUGACAACCUCAGUGAAGAUGACAUGACGGAGUGUGUGAAUGAGGAUGCGCUGGAAGCUCCAGAAACUGACCGACCAGCUCAAGAUGUAAAGAAAAAGAGCAGAAAAAGUGUAGGGGUCAGGAAGAGGAAGAAAGGAGAUUUGAAGCUUGAAGAUGACAGUGGUCAGCAAGUAGAAGAGGGUGAUGUGGCGAAGCAGAAGGAUGAUGAAAAGGAGAGAGACGAGGGCACUUCAACUGAGGAGCUUGAGAAAAAGAAGGCAGAUGAUCUUUGGGCCAGUUUUUUGAGUGAUGUUGGUCCUAGACCCAAACAUUCUGUUUCGGCACAAACCGCACCCGUUACUCCAUCGAAGGCUGAUUCAGACAGCCAAGAUGUGCUUGACAAGGUGCCCUCAGAGCCAGAGGAAUACCCAGAAAUACCAGAGGACAAACCCAAAGAGCUUACCAAGAUCACAAUCACGAAAGUAUUUGAUUUCGCAGGUGAAGAAGUCCAGGUCACUAAGGAGGUGGAUGCUGACUCCAGAGAGGCCAGGAGCUUCUUGAAGACUGAAGAGGAGGAGGAGGAGGAGCCGCAGCAGAACAUCCUCAGCAAGCCUUCUGUGCCGUUUCCAGCUUCAGGACCCAGUGUCAAGAGGCCUUCUGGCAUUGGCAGCGUCCUGGGUCGCAUCGGGGGGAAGAAGCAGAAAAUGAGCACGUUGGAGAAGUCCCGGCUGGACUGGGACGCCUUCAAAGAAGAAGAGGGCAUUGGAGAAGAGCUUGCCACACACAACCGGGGCAAGGAUGGGUACCUGGAAAGGAAGAGCUUCCUAGAGAGGGUGGACUACCGUCAGUUUGAGCUGGAAAGGAAUGUUCGCAUGAACAACAUGAAACGAUGACAGGAGUUGGGAGUACACACACACACACACACACACACACACACACAUACAUUGAUGGCUCACACAUCUCCAACAUAACCACCACACCUUAUGCUCUGUACUUUUCAUGGUUUUUCUGGCCCCACCCAGUGAUCUGUUUGCCUGCAGGUAACUUGUAACCUCUCCUACAUCCUUGCUGUAAGAGUCAGCAGGACUGUCAUUCUGCACAGGCCCCACCAUAAUACCCACUGCAGUAAGAGCUGCAAGUAUGCUUGGUGUAGGCGAGAUGAGCACUGGGAUACCAUUGCUGCUCUUUCUUCUGUUUUCAGUGGGCAGAAGACAUUUAGAUUAAUCAGGUAUGACUAUGACACAAGCUUCUGUUGACCAAGCCAUAAAUAUAAUGGCUCCUCCUAACCAAGCCAUGAAUAAGUAAUGGAGAUAAAGAUCACUGUUCCUGUUUUCAUCUUCUUCAGUUCUGUGAUGCUUGAAUAUUCAUAAAUUUGAGUUUCAGUAAUGCUAAAAUCUCCCUUUGUUUAAACCAAUGUCUGUGAUUCAGGUGGGUUAGUGCAUGUUUUUAAUGUGUUUUAAUACACAAAACAUAGUUUCAGCUCUUUGUAUAUAAUGUCAUUUGUGUUGUAUUGCCUUACCGAUUAAAAGAGGGAAGUCUUUGCUAUACUGUAUGUGUUGUGUAUAAUAUAUUUUUUCCCUUGAUCAACAGUAAAUCUCUAAUUUUACCCUAGUUUGACAAAAGCACAAGGAAGAUGUACCCAGAAUGCCAUUGCACCUGUACAGCCAUCUUCUCUAUGUUUAAUAAAAGACCUCAGCACAGUGUAAUUACAUAGCAGUGCAGAGUAAAGUCAACAGGGAGAUUAUACAGUAGAACACUGGUAAGCUCUGACAGAGAUGGGCUACUUUGGGGACUCUGUUUUGUUGGCCACAGACUGGGGUGCUUCAGUGUAGUCCAUCUACACAUUAACUCAGUUACAGCUGCAGUAUUUUUAGUUCACUUCAAGUCAUCAUUGUGAUGUGUACAAAUGUGACUGUUACAAGGAAUAAAGUGGGGUAUGGAUUUUUCAUGUUCGAUGAACUUUCUAUCAGUACUGGUCACAUUCUUCCUUUAAUGGUGUAUAAUGUACAGUUAUCUUUUUGUUUUUGUUUAGUUUAUAUUUCCUGCAUUGUGUUGCCCAGCUACUGCAUUUUACCCACUUGAAAUUAUAGGGGUUGUACCUAGAGAAGUUUCCCCAUCUGGGCAAUAAAUAUGCACAAAAC